UUCAUCCAGGGCUAACGUCUGCUAACGUCAAACCUAUAAAGGGCCCAAAUUUGAACAAAUGGUCUACUAUCUACCCAUACUCUACCCACCUCUAGAUCUCGUCUGACCGCUGGCUGGAAAUUUGAUCACCUUUUUCUUUGCUGGACAAAGAACUUUCUCCCCUGUUGGAUUUAUGCUUAUCAUUACGAUGUACUCCAACCUCCCUCUCCGAGCUUCAGUCAUUAUCUUUCUAUGCGUUGCCCAAAUCGGGUUGACACCAGUAGAAGCUGCCCCUGUUGAUUUAUCGGACAUUGUAGUGCUCCCGCACACUCAAACACUCAGUCCGACUCCCACAUACCUUUUUGAAGCGCGCUUGAACACACCAGCACCAGCACCCGCAUCCAAAACUCCUUCAGCAAUGAUCACAUACCUGACCACAGGCAAACCACCUCGCAGACCGCUCACUAGCGAGGUCGUCAAUAACUACAUUCGGAAACUACUCAAUGAUUUUGCCGUUGCUCAUCUUGAUGCAGUCCCACCCACUUCCCAAACAAUCCCAAACGCAAUUUGGAUCAAGUAUUCGGAUAAAUGGGGUGGCCGACCGAAGUAUCAGGGCGAUAACUAUAUGGAAUAUACGCUGAAGUUCGUGGUUUCAGACGGGGAGACCAGACAAGGGUAGGGGGGCUCUGAGCUACAAUGGGACUGUGAAGGAUGGAAAGGGGAUUGUGGUUACUGAAGUGAAGCUUGGGACAUACAAAGAGCGUACCGGCUCAUGCAGGUUCCAGAGAUCCAAUAAAGGGGUAAUCAAACA
Lentinula edodes (shiitake mushroom) is the source of this 790-nucleotide messenger RNA. RefSeq lists its product as uncharacterized. The record is from RefSeq and is a predicted model, not a curated record. Lineage: Eukaryota; Fungi; Basidiomycota; Agaricomycetes; Agaricales; Omphalotaceae. The transcript has 5 exons. Bases 173 to 658 code for a protein of 161 amino acids.